AUGAUUGAAAAGCCACCUGCGUUUGUUGACCUUACUGAAUUUGCUAGUAACAGUACUGGCGGCGAAGUAAUCUUUGCGACAGAUGACUUCUUUGCAACAUGCGAGAAUAUGAUAUCGGAUAAGGAUCCCAUAUUCUUACCUGAGGAGUACACGGAGUUCGGGAAAUGGAUGGAUGGCUGGGAGACCAGGAGGAAGAGGAUACCGGGUCACGACUGGUGUUUGAUACGGCUGGCAACUAAAUGCAUUAUUAGAGGUCUUCUGGUUGACACGGCAUUCUUUACCGGUAACUAUGCACCGAAGUAUUCCAUUCAGGCAGCCUGCUUGUCGCCCGAAGAGGAGGCAUUAAUACCGAAGAGAAUUUCACGGAUGGGUUCCGCGGCGAGCGAGUCCGACUUGAAACAAAUGAAUGAGCUUAGGUCCGACAAAUGGGAGGAAAUCGUCCCAAUAACAGCUCUGCUGCCAGGGUACGAGGAGACCAGGAUGAACUUUCAGAAGGUACUCAGUGAUGAAGCCUGGACCUACAUCCGAGUGAACUUAUACCCAGAUGGUGGAAUCGCGAGACUGAGAGUGUUCGGUGAGGCGGCCCCAGACGUACCACCCAGUGACCAGCUAGUUGAUUUGGCAUCCAUGCUGUAUGGUGCUACGGUUCUAACUUACUCAAAUGCGCACUACGGCCAUCCCAAAAACAUCGUGAAACCAGGGAAGAGUGAAACCAUGGCUGAUGGUUGGGAAACAGCACGACGUCUGGACAGACCAGCUAUCAUUAAUAUUAGGGAAGACGGAACUCUUAAAGUACCAGGCGAGGAAUGGGCAAUCUUCAAGCUGGGAUUCCCCGGUAGAGCAAAGGACAUUUGUAUAGACACGACACAGUUUAAAGGAAACUUCCCGGAUAGCGUGAAAAUUGAAGGCGCCUUCCUGAAGAAUGACUUUGCAAGUACAAGAGACGUUAUUUGGAAGAGCAUUCUGCGACCAGUUAAGCUAUCAGCAAACAAAGAACAUUGGAUUGAAUGUGAUUCAGACAUAAUCACUCACAUUCGUGUAACAAUGGCGCCUGACGGAGGCUUCAGCAGACUAAGGAUGUAUGGAUUCGUUGAAACUAAUUUAUUAUAA
Molecule: messenger RNA, 1110 nt
Organism: Leptosia nina
Lineage: Eukaryota; Metazoa; Arthropoda; Insecta; Lepidoptera; Pieridae
Source: the annotation of a GenBank genome assembly